Messenger RNA from Penicillium longicatenatum, 1656 nucleotides. Its product is annotated as FG-nucleoporin nup42. Gene Ontology annotation, molecular function: metal ion binding. The record is from RefSeq and is a predicted model, not a curated record. The transcript has 4 exons. NCBI's taxonomy places the organism in Eukaryota, Fungi, Ascomycota, Eurotiomycetes, Eurotiales, Aspergillaceae. Bases 1 to 1656 code for a protein of 551 amino acids.
AUGACCGUCUGUGCUUUCUUUCAGCAGGGUCGCUGCAAAUUUGGCGACCGCUGCAAGUUCGAGCACCCUGGCCGCAAUACGACCGGUUCGUCGGGGAACCGUUUCGGUGCUCUCGCCGCCGGUGGCUUUGGAAAUGGCAACAUGGCAACAGUCAUGAAUGGAGUUUGCCAUCUCAAGCUUACCCUCACAUUCUACAACCUGAACGCCAGCGACAUCAAGCUCGACCUCACCGUCGGCAAAGGUCGCCCGGAAUGGGUAUUCUCUGCAUACGCGCCUUUGCGGGAUCUUCCACGACAGCUAUUCGGCGGUCCUCAACGAGAGCAGAGCAUGGAAGAGAUGCGUCUUCGUCACUACCAAGCAGCUGCAGCAGGCAACAUGAGCCAGGCCUUACAGGAGGCCCAGGCUCUGUAUGCGGAAUCAGUGAAGCAGAUGGAAGUGGCGUUGAAUGAUACCAAUGGCGCCAUCCAAUACAUCAUUGACGGAGAUAAAGAGCAUCCAAACCGCAUUGACAUCGUCAAUGGGAACACUGGAUCUGAUGCGAAUCAGGCACCAUCUGCUUUCGGCCAAUCACCCGCCCCCGCUCCGACCAAUGCAUUCGGAGGAAGUGCUCCAUCGACGGCCUUUGGCCAACCAUCAGCAUUUGGAGGUAAUUCCUCAUCGACAGCCUUUGGCCAACCAUCAGCACUCGGAGGCAAUUCCUCAUCGCCAGCUUUUGGCCAACCAUCAGCAUUCGGGCAAACUUCUAGCCUCGGCCAGCCGUCUGCCUUCGGACAACCAUCAAGCCUUGGCCAAAAGCCAUCUCCCUUCGGACAGCCCUCAACCAUGGGAGGACAGAGUGCAUUCGGAAAGCCGGCAUUCGGCCAGCCAUCACAACCUGCUAAUAACCAGCCCGCGUUCGGUCAAUCGGCAUUUGGGCAGCCGACGGGCCCAGCACCCUUCGGUGGUACAGCAUCUGCUUCUCCGUUCGGUGCGGUCAACCAGAACGCCAACCCCUCUGCAUUCGGACAGCCAUCAGCCCAGCAACCUGCUGCAGCCGCAGCUCCUUCACCAUUCGGACAGGUAGCUACGCAGCAAGCCGGUGCGCCAUCCGCGUUUGGCCAGCCAUCAGGUACAAGUGGCUUUGGUCAACCAUCCCAAAACCCAGCACCGUUCGGUCAACCUCAGCAGGCUAAACCAAAUCCAUUUGGCCAAGCGCCCGCUGCGACAAACCCAUUUGGAGCCCCGCAACCUGCUGCUGCUCCCUUUGGUCAGCCUGCAGCUCCUCAAGGGUUACCGGUAGCAAAUGUCGAUGCUGGCCCGCCUGCAUUUAUGCAGAUAGAUGACCCCAAUGAAUUGAACCCGCUCCCACGGCUGCAGGGUGAGACCAGACGUGAUCCUGGCUCUAACAGACUCACUGCGUGGAAAGGCCGGCCCGUGCGAUAUGUGAACAACUACCCUUGCUAUGAGCACCCACAGGACCCUAAGACUUUGGUUCGUAUAAACUUCCCUGACGGACCGCCCGAUGCGGCUACUCUCCGUGAUUCUCAAGGGAAAGAGGAGGAGUAUACACCGGAAAUCAUUGAGAUGUAUCAAUUCUUCCUUGCAAAUGGAUACUUCAAAGAUGGCAUUAUCCCGGCGGUGCCACCCAAGAGAGAAUGGAUCAGUUUUGAUUUCUGA